AUGCCUCCGGGGGAUAGACGGAACGCAGACACCACCAAGCAGCUUGAGCUGGCCUACGCAUCUGCCGGACAGCAGUCGAUGAAGGUCUUCAUUUCGUUUGAUUUCAAUUGGUGGCAAACUGAUCAAGCCGUCGAAAUCGGUGAGAUGAUUGCGCGUUUCGCCCCCCGGCCUGCUCAACUGAUCGUGGACAACAAGGUGUUUGCAUCGACUUUCGCCGGAGACGGACUGGAUGUGCCGGCGCUGAGAGCAGCAGCAGGAAUCCCACUUUUCUUCGCUCCCAACUUUGACCCAGGCCUGGACCUGAACGUUUCCUCCGUUGACGGCCUCUUCAACUGGAUGGCCUGGCCUCACAACGGAAGAAACAAAGCACCCACACCACAUAACAACAUUUCCGUUGGCGAGGGUGACCAGCUGUACAUAAACACACUGGCAGGAAAAGCCUACAUAGCGCGUGAGUAUUCUGACCCGCCGAACCCUGGCCCCUUUGACGCUCCCUGCGCUGACCGUCCGAAAGCUGUGUCGCCGUGGUUUUUUACACACUUCGGACCCGAAGUCUCCUACAGCAAGAACUGGAUAUUUCCUGCCGACUUGCUGUGGUACGACCGCUGGCGCGAGAUCUUGGCAAUGCAACCGCGCUUCGUGGAAAUUGUCACAUGGAAUGAUUAUGGCGAAUCCCACUACACGGGCUCGCUGCACGCCCCGCACACUGACAACGGGGCUUCGAAGCCCCAUGACGGAUGGGCAACGAUGGCCAAGCCAUUCAUUGCGGCAUUCAAGGCAGGGGCAUCUUCUCCCGACGAUUACAUCACCUCAGACCGGCUCAUCUAUUGGUAUCGCCCCGCGCUGCGCGGCCAAGAUUGCGACUCCACCGAUACAUGUAUGGCGCAAGCGAACAACCGUAGUGGGGACUACUUCCUUGGGCGACCAGAUGGCUGGCAAUCCGUGCGGGACUCUGUGUUCGUGGUCUCUCUGUUGCGGAGCCCCGCAUCGAUCCAGAUCGGCUCUGGAGGCAGCCUGUAUCAAUAUGCCGCGCCAGCUGGGGCAUCUUCCCAUGAAGCACCCAUGAGUCCCGGAGAGCAAUCCUUCUCGAUUUCGCGCGAUGGAACGACCAUUCUUGCCGGAGUUAGCUUGAAGCCCAUUAUUGAUGGCUGUGUGUGUGGCCUAUAUAACUUCAAUGCUUACGGUAAUCCCCUGAUUCCUAAGCCUGCUCCCGGGCGCUCUACCAUCGGGUCUACAGUCGAUAGCGAAAACAGCUUCCUCCCUAAAGACUCGUUUUCUUUCCUCGGGCCCCACUGCCAAGGCAUUAGCGCGAAUAUUUAUUUGACGGGCCUCAAUUAUGAAUAUUACUGUGCAAGGUCAUGA
This is a messenger RNA of Penicillium brevicompactum, 1362 nucleotides long. RefSeq names its product glycoside hydrolase family 71 protein. Bases 1 to 1362 code for a protein of 453 amino acids. Gene Ontology annotation, biological process: mating projection tip cell wall disassembly. Lineage: Eukaryota; Fungi; Ascomycota; Eurotiomycetes; Eurotiales; Aspergillaceae. The record is from RefSeq and is a predicted model, not a curated record. Gene Ontology annotation, molecular function: glucan endo-1,3-alpha-glucosidase activity. The transcript has 3 exons.